AUCGGCGUCGACCCGCCUACCGCCAACUCUGGAGUCGUCUCUUCACCGCACACACGCAGGCGCUGCACUGUUUCUAUUCAUGCACUGACACCGUCUUCCGGUUCCUUGGCUUUACCGGCCUUUCCUGUAAGUUCUGUUUCGGGGAGUUGAAGCUGCAGUCGAGGGAGAGAGACCGGCAGGAACAAGCAUGGCCACCGACCGGGACCCUUCUUUCACCGUCAAGCUCGCCCAGCUGCUGCUGUCUACAUACUGGGGCAUGCAGAUCAGGGUCACCUUUAUUUCAAGCUUCGUGAUGGACAACCACCUGAACAGGCACACUUACGGCUUCAUCCAGAGCCGCCUGGUUCCUUUCUACCUGAACUUGGGCUCCGCCUGCGCCUUCUUCAACCUCGCCAUCUACGCCAUCUACCAUCCCAACGACAUGCUGGACGAAAGGGAGGCCUUCCAGAUCUUCAUCUUCUUCCUGUCGGUCACCAUCGCGGCGGUCAACGCCCAGUGGUUCGGCCAGAUGACGUCGGAGAUCAUGGCCGACAUGCACCUGGUGGAGCAGGCGUGCGGCCUGGGCCAGGACAUCGGCCUGUCGUCCAACCGCGAGGCGUACGCCAAGCUGAGCGAGACGGACGCCAAGUACCGCCACCUGAGCGGGCGCCUGCGGCUCUACCGGCUGCUGUCGUCGCUCUGCAAUGUGUGCUGCAUCGCCUGCAGCUUCUACAGCCUCAGCUACAUGGCCGAGAACCUCAGGGCGCUGUGACGCGGACUUUUUUAUCAGGAGUAAGUUAUCUAUUUAAUACGUCUUUCUUCCUCUGUGCCUUAGAAUCCAUGAGCUUGAUUUUGCCAAAAUCAACUCGACAGACUCGCUCAGGCCUGUUGCUCCUGUUUGUGUACAAGCCCCGCCCACACAGCAGGUUGCUUAUUCUCCUCCGGCUAACUCGCUGCACCUGUCACUUGGUUUUCCUCAGUAAUCCGGUCCAAAAACUCAGGUGAGCUAUUUUUCCCUUAGGACAGGGGUUGGCAACCCGCGGCUCUUUAGCACCGCCUUAGUGGCUCUCUUGAGCUUUUUCAAAAAUAUAUGAAAAAUGGAAAAAUAUGAGGGGAAAUAAAAUAAAUGUUUUGUUUUAUUACGGUUUCUGUAGGAGGACAAACGUGACACAAACCUCCCUAAUUGCUAUAAAGCAGACUGUUUAUAUCAUACUUGCCAACCUUGAGACC
Nerophis ophidion (straightnose pipefish) is the source of this 1209-nucleotide messenger RNA. Its product is annotated as transmembrane protein 205-like. The record is from RefSeq and is a predicted model, not a curated record. The transcript has a single exon. NCBI's taxonomy places the organism in Eukaryota, Metazoa, Chordata, Actinopteri, Syngnathiformes, Syngnathidae. Bases 188 to 751 code for a protein of 187 amino acids.